AUGCUGUUGUUUGGUGGGAAUCUCUCGGGUGGUAAGAAAACCAGCUCAACAGUAGCGAAGGUUACCAAUCCUGCUGCUUCGAGCGAGCAUGGAUCUGUCAGUGACGGAGGAAGCCAGACAGCAGUCUUAACACCACAUACAGAUGCAUUGCAUCGACUGACAAACCACGAAUUACGGCUUCUGGAGGAGUUAGAGCGUACACGAUCCAAGUUGCAAGCUGAGUGGAGACUCAAAGUGGCUUGUCUUCAGCGACAGCACCCGGAUGCGCUAUCAACCUCUUUCAAUGUCCGUGAAGGAAUAAUCCUCAGUGUCGAAGAACUAGAACAGCGUUUCCAGCUUGCAACAGAUGGGACGACCUCGAAAUCAUCACAAAGGGACUUACAACAUGCCAUGCAUUCCAAGACGUUAAAGCUCUCUCCAAACCAACGAUCCAAAUCGUUUUUAAGACACAAGAAGGCUAAUGCAGCACCAGGUCCGGGCAAAGCAACAUUAGCGAUGUCUCCAAACGCUCGAACGGGGCUUGAUUUGCUUCCAGUACUGACAACAACAGGAGAAACCCCGUUUGAAGUUGGUUUGGAGGCUCAAAUUGUACUAGGACAACGGCAACAGUAUGUCCUUCCUGUAUUCAGGCUGCCGUCUGUAAAUGUUGCAAGUACUGCAAGCGCAAUGGCAGCUAAAGAGGUACAAGUGAUUAAAGAGGACGUCGAUCGAAAGCAAGCAAGUGAGACGCUGGGGCUGUCAGUUGAGGAAAUUGAAGCUCUCGAAGCUGAGCUCAACGGACAACAUUUCAGUGCCUCAUACCUGCCCGAUCAAUCAUCUCUUGACGAGCAAAAACUCCCUGGUCUAGCACGAGGCAAUAAAAAACGUCAGCAGUUGCAAUUGAACAAACGAAAGAGCGUCGCUCGUUCACUUCUGACGAAGAGGAACGCUCGUAAUACACAAGAUGGCGGUGCACUUCGCAAAGAGUUGGAGUCAGCACUUCACAGUGUGCAGCAUCUUACACGGUUAGUGAAAGACGAUAUCUGCUGGGCACAGAAGAUCUGUCCCGCGUCGGAGCUGCGUACGACGCUCUACUUUAAACGCUGGGGAAAAGAGAAAGUGGAGAAUAUAUUCCGUCGAUUAUUGUACAACCUCCAAGGUCUGGCCUUGGAGCGCUGGAAGCAAGCAGUUGCUUACGAAAAGCAACAAGAGAAGCUUCAGGCAUACUUACUCUACAAAGGAAGCAAGAAGCUUGACGCGUUCUUAGUGAACUGGUCGCAACGUAAGUUACGCCAAGCGUGGACGAAAUGGUGGUCCGAUGUUGUCCACGAGAAGGCUCUGGAGCGCUCAGCACUUGAAUUGCAGUCAAUUCAAGUCAUCCAGCGCUCGUGGCGAGCCUACCGAGGCCGCAUGUUUGCUUUUCUUGUGAGGAAGCAAAAGCUGCUUGCAAAGCAGACAACCGCAGCGAUUAAAAUGCAACGUAUGUUCCGUGGAGGUAUCGCACGUAAAUUCUUCAGGCUCAAGAGAAUCGACAAACAUCGUCAAGCUAUGGCAACUCGUAUUCAAGCGCUGGCACGAGGUUACAUCGUUCGGAAGCGUGUUAAGCAGAUGAGGGACCAGAGGAAGAAGCACUUAGUUGCUAGUCAUGUUCAGGCAAUGUAUCGUGGACGCAAGGCUCGUCGAGAACUUGCUGUUCAUCGACAGACCCAGCGCCUUACGAAGGCAGCGGUGAUAAUUCAGCGCAGAUAUCGCGGUCGUCUCGGCCGUGCUGCAUUCAUUCGACGGCAAUUAGACCGAAUGCGCGACGUUGCUGCAACGAAAAUCCAAACUAUGGUUCGAGGAAGGCGUGCUCGCAAGAUACUUGGUAAUUUACGUGAGGAAGAACGCGAGCGACAAGCAAUUCGGCGAGCUGCAGCUAUCAACAUUCAAAGAGUUUACCGAGGACACCGUGCUCGUCUGUCAACAGAACUUAAGUUGAUGGCACUGCGUGAGAGAAAUCGGAUGUAUGCUCAGGCUGCUACAAAGAUUCAAAAGAUGGUGCGCAAACGCCAAGCUAUUCAACGUGUGGAGCGGCUUCGUGAGGAACGAGCAGCAAGGUUCGUGCUCCAGGCACGGACGUGGGUAGAAUACUGGAACGACGACGCCACCAAGUGGUUUUACUACAAUCAAGAGACUGGUGAGGCUUUGUGGGCUCCUCCUGCAACGGGAUACACAAAAGCAGACGGCAAGUUGGUACUUCAGGACGGCAAAAUUAUGGAUCCAUCCGAAGACGACAUCGCCAGCAUCCUGGCAGCUCAGAAGCCAGUGUUAAAUAAUGGUCCAAAUGGAGACACCUCGGAUACAAAACAUAAUGAAGAGGAUGAAGAUGACGAGGAUGAAGAUAAGCUGUGCGUAGAAUGCGAGGAGGAGGAUGCCAGACGACAAUGCGCUCAGUGCGAGGACGUGUUCUGUGAUGCUUGCUAUGAGAAGUUGCAUCACUCGGCCAAACGUGAAAAACACACGUGGAAAGCAAUCGGUUCUCUGCGGUGUAUCGAGUGUGAGAAAAUGCGUGCAACACGAUGGUGCUCGGUCUGUGAAGAUCCGUAUUGUUUGGGGUGCUUUACUAUUAUUCAUUCCAAGGGUAAUAAGGUCAAUCAUCAGUGGACAGACAUGGCGACGUUCAAGAAGGCACGGAAACAGCAGCAAAUGGAAGAGGAGAAUGCGCAGACUUAUGAUGAAUAUGUCCAGUCAAGCGAGUACCAAUACGUCACGGAGUACGCAAUGGCGGAAGCUGCUAGAGAGGCGCAAGAAGCGCAAGCGUAUACUCAAGCUUAUACUCAAGAAUUCGCCGCAACUGCAGACUACAAUGGCUGGAUGACGCUUGUGGAUGAAGCCUCGGGCCAGUCGUACUACUACAACGUCCACACAGGGGAGUCUCGGUGGGCAUAA
Molecule: messenger RNA, 2907 nt
Organism: Phytophthora nicotianae INRA-310
Lineage: Eukaryota; Oomycota; Peronosporomycetes; Peronosporales; Peronosporaceae
Exons: 3
Coding region: 1-2907 (968 amino acids)
Molecular function (GO): protein binding; zinc ion binding
Source: RefSeq, a predicted model, not a curated record